CCGACAUCUCCGGUCAACAGCACGAUCGCUCACAUUCCGAUCUCCGCAUCUCUACCACUUGGCCAGACUCCGGUGGCAAUCCACAAUGCCCUCGCCACCGAAACUAGACCACAUAGCAGUCUCAGUGGAUUCGCAAUCGCCAUCAAUAGCAAUCAUCAAGUUCAAUCGGCCCAAAUCCGCAAAUGCAAUCAACACAGAUAGUGUAAAACAAUUCCUCACAGCACUGGAGUGGGCGGAAACCGAAUCACAGAUCCGGAUAAUCUUGACGACUGGCGAAGGCAAAUUCUACACCGCAGGUCUCGAUCUGCUGGAUCCUUCUGUCAAGCAAGAAGGCGCAACCAUUUCCGACGAGUUUAUUGAUACCAUCGGAGCGAUUCAUGAACAUUUGAUCAAGACGAAUAAGUUGGUUGUUAGUGCUGUCAAUGGACCGGCGCCAGGAUGGGGAACGACCAGUAUCGCACUUUCCGAUCUAGUCUAUGCAGCCUCAAAUGCCAUCUUCUUCACGCCAUUCGUCCAAUGGGGACUAUGCGCAGAAGGCUGCUCCAGCUUAACUAUGACCCGUUUAAUGGGAAGACAAAAGGCUUCCGCGCUAAUCUUGGCUGGAGCGAGAUUCAAUGCUCAGGAAGCUGAGUCUGCCGGGCUUGUCACCAAGAUUCUUGGGCAAGAGGGCUUUGGUGAUGAGGUAUUGAAGAUCGUGAGAGGAAUUGCGAAAUUGCCGCCUGCGAGUCUGAAGGUCAACAAAGAUCUGCUGAUGAGAACGCAGAGAGCGGGAUUGCUGGAGGCGAAUAAGGUCGAGUUGAGAACGCUGAAGGAUCAGGUUCGUCAGAAUGAGUCGCUUGAUGCAAUUGCUGGAUUCGCUGAGGAGACUGAGAGGAAGAAGAAGAAGGAGAAAGCUAGCAAGUCCAAGUUAUGAGCUUGGCCGCUACAAUGCUUGCCUGCGAUGCUGUUCACCGUGAUUGAUACAGGCUCGCCAAUAACCCAUCAAAAGUUGAUUAGGAUUG
This is a messenger RNA of Pseudocercospora fijiensis CIRAD86, 1001 nucleotides long. RefSeq lists its product as uncharacterized. The transcript has 2 exons. Bases 86 to 913 code for a protein of 275 amino acids. Lineage: Eukaryota; Fungi; Ascomycota; Dothideomycetes; Mycosphaerellales; Mycosphaerellaceae. The record is from RefSeq and is a predicted model, not a curated record.